Messenger RNA from Schizosaccharomyces osmophilus, 603 nucleotides. RefSeq names its product THO complex subunit Tho5 (gene tho5). NCBI's taxonomy places the organism in Eukaryota, Fungi, Ascomycota, Schizosaccharomycetes, Schizosaccharomycetales, Schizosaccharomycetaceae. Gene Ontology annotation, cellular component: THO complex part of transcription export complex. The record is from RefSeq and is a predicted model, not a curated record. Bases 1 to 603 code for a protein of 200 amino acids. Gene Ontology annotation, biological process: mRNA export from nucleus; positive regulation of DNA-templated transcription, elongation. Gene Ontology annotation, molecular function: mRNA binding. The transcript is spliced from 2 exons.
AUGUCAGAAAAUGCAAUAGCUGAGUGUUUAGGAACGUUGGAAUCUGCAAAGAAUUUGUGUUUGCAAAUUCACAAUAGCAAGAAUGAAGAUCCAGUAGACGGCCAGCAAAAGGUUCAUGAAAUAAGAAAGCAACUUUCUGCUAGACUUUUGCUAUUAAGAGCUGUGAAUCGUGAAUCAUACGAGCAACUUCAAAGAGCAAAGGGAGCAACGGGUGAUCAUCGUGCUUCUCUCGAGCAGGCUUUAGUAAAUUUGCAAGCAUUACAGUAUCAAAAGUUACAUUUAAACGCAAUCAUUAAAGACUUUCAUGAUAAAGAACACCUGUAUACCCAGCUUCCGCUGAUUUCUAAGGAAGAAUUUCAAAAAAACCAUUCUGAAUUACAAAAUGCAAGCGAUCAUGAGGUUAUGAUCGCAAGACUUCAUGACGAGCUAAGUGAGCGCCAGCGGCUCUCUGGUCUUAAACAAGAUCUACUCAAACGAAAAGCAACUCUCAUUUCAGAGAACAAGGCCAAACGGAUCAAAUUGGAGAAGCUUGAUGAUAAAUUAGAAGCCUUUUUCCGAUCUGUCGUUCCCGUACAAGAAUAUUAUCGGAGUACUUCUCUAUAA